Messenger RNA from Parnassius mnemosyne (clouded apollo), 1209 nucleotides. Lineage: Eukaryota; Metazoa; Arthropoda; Insecta; Lepidoptera; Papilionidae. The record is from the annotation of a GenBank genome assembly.
AUGACUUUAACAAAGAUGGAAAUCGACCCCGUGAAGGGUGAAGGUUUCCGCCCGUACUACAUAACCAAGAUCGAAGAGCUACAACUCAUCGUCGCAGAAAAAUCGCAAAAUUUGCGCCGUCUACAAGCACAACGUAAUGAACUCAACGCAAAAGUAAGAAUGCUUCGUGAAGAAUUACAACUUCUUCAAGAACAAGGCUCAUACGUUGGAGAAGUGGUGAAACCUAUGGAUAAAAAGAAAGUUCUGGUUAAAGUUCAUCCAGAAGGUAAAUUUGUUGUCGAUUUGGAUAAAAAUGUUGACAUUAAUGAUGUUACUGCAAAUUGCAGAGUUGCACUCCGUAAUGAAAGCUAUACACUUCACAAAAUUCUUCCUAACAAAGUAGAUCCUUUAGUUUCCCUCAUGAUGGUAGAAAAGGUCCCCGAUUCCACUUAUGAAAUGGUUGGUGGCUUGGAUAAACAAAUAAAAGAAAUCAAAGAGGUUAUUGAACUUCCAGUGAAACAUCCAGAACUCUUUGAUGCAUUAGGUAUUGCUCAACCUAAAGGAGUACUUUUAUAUGGUCCACCUGGCACGGGAAAAACUCUUUUGGCUCGUGCAGUAGCACACCACACUGAAUGCACCUUUAUCCGUGUCUCUGGUUCAGAGCUGGUACAAAAAUUUAUUGGAGAAGGUAGUCGAAUGGUCAGAGAACUUUUUGUGAUGGCUAGAGAGCAUGCUCCUUCAAUUAUAUUCAUGGAUGAAAUUGAUUCCAUUGGCUCUUCUCGCAUUGAGUCUGGAAGUGGUGGAGAUUCAGAAGUACAAAGAACUAUGUUGGAAUUGCUAAAUCAACUUGAUGGUUUUGAAGCAACAAAGAACAUUAAAGUUAUAAUGGCAACCAAUAGGAUUGACAUCCUUGACCCUGCUUUGCUUAGACCAGGGCGUAUUGACAGGAAAAUUGAGUUCCCUCCACCAAAUGAGGAAGCUCGUUUGGAUAUCCUCAAAAUUCAUUCGAGGAAGAUGAACUUGACUAGAGGUAUAAAUCUGCGUAAGAUUGCUGAGCUAAUGCCCGGAGCUUCUGGUGCUGAGGUGAAAGGUGUGUGUACAGAGGCUGGCAUGUAUGCUCUACGUGAGCGUAGAGUCCAUGUGACACAGGAAGAUUUUGAGAUGGCUGUAGCUAAAGUCAUGCAGAAGGAUUCAGAGAAGAAUAUGUCUAUUAAAAAGCUAUGGAAGUAA